AUGGUCAAUGAGAAGAAGAGUCGAGAUUUAUUAGCUGACUAUUUUGAUGUUUUUAACGAGGAAGUGAAGCAAUUUCUUGACCCGUACGCCAGCAACGACUAUGAGUUAGAAGGAUCGCACAUUCAUAUCGACAGUAAGGUUAGCUGGUUCGAAGAUAAUAAGAAAACAGAGGACACUGCUUCGGUUUCGGAGCUGGAGUCCGAGUCUGAGUCUGACGAUGCGGCCGACAGUUACGACGACGAGCGCUACCAGACAGCCGAAGAGUACCAAGAGGAGACACCUAGGAGAGACGGUGACAAUGGUGGAUCGAUGGGGAGCUUUUGGAGCGUAGCUGAAAAGAUUAUGUUCUUCCAUUGCCUCUCUCGCUACUCGAUUCACGGAUUGGAUGAAUGGCGGGAGAGGCUACCUUCGAAGUCCAAAUUCGAGAUUCUUGUGUACUACAGGGUUCUUAAAGAAAACCUGAACCGUCUGAAGACGUUGGGAGGAAGCUUCCGCCGAAUACUGUCGAGAGCUGAGCUACCGAUUGCCUACGAGAUGGAUGAGUUUUAUGUUUCCCUCGAAGAGAGAAUGAGCGCGAGAGUCAGGCUGGAGACUGAUACGCCUGCCGUGGAUUCUGAACCUGAUGAAAGCGGCCUGAUAUCUUUCGAAAACUGGAAUAAGCGGUGGAUGCCGAUAUACUCGAAAACUAGGGCGGAGGAGCUGACCCCAGCAUGUUACCAGCCGUUGCCUUUUUCGCAAGACGCCAUGGAUUUCCUGACCCAACGUUGCAUCGAGUACACUAGACGACUUCUGACUACAGCAAUCCUUACCGACAUGGAGAAAGUCAGCAUUCCAACGGCUCUAUUUCGAGGACAAGAAGAGGAGGCCAACGCGGAUGACCGCACAAUCGUCUUCUCCAAUCCGAAGAAGUACUUUCCUCAUGUAGUAACCAAGGAGAGCAUCGUGAACGCCGUAUAUUUACUAAGACAAGAGGGUUUCGAUGCCCCAACGCUGCCCGAAACAAUACUGAGGACUAUAAAGAAGUUUGACUUGGAGCAUGACGAGGAUGGAAGGCUAUUCAGGAGCAAAUCUCUCACGGCUUCCCUGGUGCCUUCCCUGCUGGAAAGCUUCUCCGUCACAGGACUGCCCCUUUCAAGACAAGAAGCUGUUGGACACCCAGACGAGGAACUAGAUCUCCCUCUCAUCAAGAAGCUGUACAGGCUAAAUGGCGGAAAGCCGCCGCAUAAGAAAAGGCGGAUAGAACAGCCAGAGGAUCAUUUCUUGCAGGACGAUGAGCUCGACCGAAUGGACAAUCCGCUCGAGUUGGAGCUCUGCGAUUGGGAAACGCAACUUCUCGAUGCCGCGGACAUGCGCGAGUCGCGCUUGCAUCAACACAGGCUGAUAGCAUACUUCACAGGCGACACAACACCGCUUACGGUUGAAGCAAAUACUACCUUGCAAGACAUAAAGAGCCCAAUUCCACUGGUUCCAACCACUAUGAUCAAGCGGUAUAUGCAUUCUAACACGUGA
Messenger RNA from Torulaspora globosa, 1509 nucleotides. It is a transcript of the gene RRN5, whose product is annotated as Rrn5p. Gene Ontology annotation, molecular function: RNA polymerase I general transcription initiation factor activity; rDNA binding. Lineage: Eukaryota; Fungi; Ascomycota; Saccharomycetes; Saccharomycetales; Saccharomycetaceae. Gene Ontology annotation, cellular component: RNA polymerase I upstream activating factor complex. The transcript has a single exon. The record is from RefSeq and is a predicted model, not a curated record. Bases 1 to 1509 code for a protein of 502 amino acids. Gene Ontology annotation, biological process: transcription initiation at RNA polymerase I promoter; nucleolar large rRNA transcription by RNA polymerase I.